AUUCAUCCUGAAAAACAGAAAAAAACAUUUUGAAACCCUUGUUUGCAGGGGUGGGGUUGCAUUUCACAUCCAUGAAAUGCACUAACCACAGCAUCUCCAUGCUGGCUUGCGCUGGUGGCAUCACCUCAACCUCCACUGGCAACACCCUUGUUUUUCCAGUUUGGAACUUGCUAAAGUUUAAAAAAAAAAAAGUGUCAACUGACCUGAAGUCUUAAUAGAAGCAUUUGAUGUGGGCGUACCCUACAGAAACACUCAAGGUUUACUGAUGAAAGCUCAGCAGAUACUCGAUCAUAAGGAGUUAUAACAACUAAACUAAGACAUUGAAAGGAAAAUACCAGAUGCCACUCUGCAGGACGUAUUAAAUGCCACUUAAUGGAUACAUUUAAAUCCUCCUGAAUCAACAGAGUAACCAGGCAGCAAAGAAGAAACACAAGCCAUGGACAACGUCACCUCUGUGGCUGGGAAUGGCAGCCUGUGCGCCAGAGAUUACAAGAUCACCCAGGUCCUCUUCCCGCUCCUCUACACUGUCCUGUUUUUUGUUGGACUCAUCACAAACAGCUUGGCAAUGAGGAUUUUCUUUCAAAUCCGCAGUAAAUCCAACUUUAUUAUUUUUCUUAAGAACACAGUCAUUUCUGAUCUUCUCAUGAUUCUGACUUUUCCAUUCAAAAUUCUCAGUGAUGCCAAACUGGGAACAGGACCACUGAGAACCUUUGUGUGCCAAGUGACCUCUGUCAUAUUUUAUUUCACAAUGUACAUCAGUAUUUCAUUCCUAGGACUCAUAACUAUUGAUCGCUACCAGAAAACCACCAGGCCAUUUAAGAUGUCCAACCCCAACAACCUCUUGGGGGCUAAAAUUCUCUCCGUUGUAAUUUGGGCAUUCAUGUUCUUACUCUCUUUGCCCAACAUGAUUCUGACCAACAGAAGGCCAAGAGACAAAAAUGUGAAGAAAUGCUCUUUCCUCAAAUCAGAGUUUGGUCUGGUGUGGCAUGAAAUAGUCAAUUACAUCUGUCAAGUGAUUUUCUGGAUUAAUUUUUUAAUUGUCAUUGUAUGUUAUACACUCAUUACAAAAGAACUGUACAGGUCAUAUGUGAGAACGAGGGGCGUAGGCAAAGUCCCCAAGAAAAAGGUAAACAUCAAAGUUUUCAUUAUCAUUGCUGUAUUUUUUAUUUGUUUUGUUCCUUUCCAUUUUGCUCGCAUUCCCUACACCCUGAGCCAAACCCGGGAUGUCUUUGACUGCUCUGCUGAAAAUACUCUGUUUUAUGUUAAAGAGAGCACACUUUGGUUAACUUCCUUAAACGCAUGCCUGGAUCCAUUCAUCUACUUUUUCCUUUGCAAGUCCUUCAAAAAUUCCUUGGUGAGUAUGCUGAAGUGCACCAAUUCUGCAACAUCUCCAUCCCAACAAAAUAGGAAACAAGAACAGGAUGGUGGUGACCCAAGCGAAGAGACUCCAAUGUAAACCACCUGGGGUAAUAUUUCAAUCUAUUAGUAUUUGGAACAUCCAAAAGGAAAGCACUGUGUAAAAAUACUGACUGAUAACGAGUGGAGUAACAGUGACUCUCUAAACAAGUAGCAGAAAACAACAGAAUUUUCAUUUACUUAUCCAGUAUUAAAAGCUAUCUUAAAAUGUAGAAAAAGAAACCUAACAAAUAGAUGUGUAGCAAAACAAACUGUAUCUAAUCAUCAUGGUGACAAGCCAAACUACACAGAAGUCAUGAUUUGUAGAGUGUUGGCAAAGUGGGUGACCAUACAAUACCUACUGUAUUUUAACUAUGUUAUUGAACACAAUGUUAUUAUCAAGUUAUAAUCAACUAAGGAAGAAUGAUAAACCUGAUAAAAAUCGUCUGACUGAAAAUUAUACUAAGAUGUACAUACACCCCAGUCCCUAAAUGCUGAUCUAUUGUGAUACCCAUUAUAAAAAUUUAAGUGGGACACCUUACAAAGAAUAUUAACUACUAACUUAUUAUUAGCAAAAGCCUAAGAAAUUUAAACUAACUGAAAUGGUAAUUUGACUGAAUGUUUUUAAUUUUCAUUAAAAAGAAGUUUAAAAAUACUUUUCCAAUAAAAAGAACAGAAAUAGCAAAGUUAUUAAGUUAUUUUUAUGACAUUCUAAUACCAAAAAACUGAGUAUUUCCUUGAUGCUAGAGAAACCAGUUUUAUUAAUGGUACAAUGCCAUCAUUGCCACUUACCUUUAUUAACUAGCUUCCAGAAACUACCUACUACUUGGGUCAAUGAAUAUUUGCUUCAGUGAGAAAAACAAAUGUGAUUAUGUGGUUGCAAAGCAUAACUAUUAACAGAAAGGUGGUUAAAGUGUUUGUAAUUACUGGUUUGUCACUUGUGUGUAAUUAAAAAAAAUGUAUAUUAAACUCUAAAUCACACUUUGUUGGAAUUUCUUUGUUCAAAGACAUUAGAUACCAUGACUCAUCUUUUAUAUACUCCUAUGUUAAACAUCAAACCCAUUUAAUAAA
This is a messenger RNA of Ailuropoda melanoleuca (giant panda), 2466 nucleotides long. RefSeq names its product purinergic receptor P2Y12 (gene P2RY12). Gene Ontology annotation, biological process: G protein-coupled receptor signaling pathway; blood coagulation. Lineage: Eukaryota; Metazoa; Chordata; Mammalia; Carnivora; Ursidae. Gene Ontology annotation, molecular function: G protein-coupled purinergic nucleotide receptor activity. The record is from RefSeq and is a predicted model, not a curated record. Gene Ontology annotation, cellular component: membrane. The transcript has 3 exons. Bases 437 to 1456 code for a protein of 339 amino acids.